ACAGCAGAGACAUCAGUUAAUUCAGAGCACCGGAGCCAUUAACAUCGUCACUUAGAAAAGACUAAAACCCAAAGACUAUAGCAAAACCACAAUCAUAGUGAUCACAGCAAAAAUAAGUGUUGAAGUUUAAUAAUUUUUUCUCGUAUUUAUCACAAGUGAUUUUCGAAAUAAAAAGUAAAAAGCCAACAUGAGCUGCGGCAAAUGUUUACAUCACACUUUUAAUUUGGCUUUUGUACUUGGGCUUUUCGUGGUGGCCGCUGUGGCGGUGCCCACUUCAGUGCUAGUGCAGAACUCCGAAGUUACAUCAAACAUCAAUGCAGCUAACAAUGGGCACAAUUUAAUGACAAAAGUAAAACGCUCUUCGGCCGACGUAAAUGGUAUAAUGCCCAAGGAAGCUAUCAACGACGAGGUCUCUACGUCGGCAAAUAAAAAAUCUAGUCCCGAAGUUCUUCCGCCGGCCUUUAAUGUGCCAACCUCGCACCAACAUUUGGAAAACGGUGGCAAAGCCAGUGGUGACAACAAUUCAAACUCUAUUGCAUAUGUUCAGUCAGCUGGCACAAAUUCGAUGCCAUCGAAUGAAGAUAUUAUUAAUUCCGCAAUCGCUGCUGGACUAACCGCUGCGGCAGUACAAGCAGCUGCAACGGCAAGUCAACAUGAACAGGAACAACAACAACCAUGGAAGCAACAGGCACAAGUGUAUGGGGAUGAAACUCCCAGCGUUUUGCAGAAGCGAGGCAUUUCGAAUCCGCAAUAUCUCUAUGGUGCAAUGGGUCUAGGAGGACCCUAUGCAUCUGCCAGCGGAAGUAGUAGUGGUAACAGCGUAUACGGCAGUGGAGAAUACUACAAUAAUGCAUAUUUGAGUAAUCCGAUGCAAGUUAGUAGCGGAGCUGAAUUAGAAACUGUGCCCACUGGCUUUUGGGCAGAUGAAAUGGAUCCUUCAGUUGUCUACACUGAUAUACAAGAUGACGACUUCUUGAGCGCACCAAGAGCAACUUCGUAUCGCAGCAAGGCUUAUGACAAUUUGCAAAACAUCCUUAACGCUGAGGCGUACCCAGUGCAACAGACGCUACACACGAGCCGGUACUAUGGCGCCAACAAUGCUAAUAAGCGGGCAAAUAGAUAUGACAACAGCAACAAUGGCGGCGCCAGUGCCAGCAGCAGUAGUCGAUUGGCUGAUAUGAGACUCAAGCGUGAUACUAAACUCACACCAGCAGAUAUGCUGGCUUUGGUUGCACUGGUAGAAGCAGGCGAACGUGCCCGGAAGGAGCCCGAAACCGAUACAAGCAACGGUUACAUGUACCCAUCGAACGGCAUUGCUACUCCUCCAGAGGCUUUUAACACCUAUAGCGGUAUUAAAACUUACUAUCCAAUUUCAGCUGGUGCCUUUGAUUAUCCGACCAAUAUAGAUGCAAUAGACAACGGUGGUUCGUGGUUAGAACCAAACAUGGUAGAUUACUAUGGUGCGCCUGCAAAUGUAGAAGCAAUACCUAAAUAUGAACUGCAAAGAGAACAAAAAUACGGUGGAAUACUACCAAGCGGUACUGGAAAUCGUUAUGGAGUUAAGCGAUUUAUGGUUUCCAAAAAGAAGCGAUCUAUGGGCAAUUUUCUGAACGAACCAGUUUCCAAACCCAGCAUCGGCUACAAUGUUAAUAGCGAAAAGUUUUACUAAAGUUUAAGACGCUUUUAAAUUUUCCAAGCUUGGGGAGGAAACUAUUUUUGGAAAUGGGUCAAAGAGGUCUAAUUAUUAGCAGACUCCUAUAAUAUAAUCAAAAUAAACAUAUGUGUGUAUUAUCAUAUUUUAAUUAUAAAUGAAAUAUAUUAAAUUUCAGACAUGCAUACAUACCUAUAUAUGUACAUAUACAUAUAUGCAUUGUAUGUAUUUGACAAGUCUAUACGUACAUAUGCGUACAGAUAACAAACUUGUAAGUAGAAGAAAAUGAAACAAAUUAUUAAAAUGGUUCAACGAUUAUUAUUGAUUUGUGCUAAAUACAUACAUUAGUAAUUGUAAGACAUAUUCCAGAUGUUGCGUUAUUGUUUGUAUAUUUCAAAAAAUCUUACGUUGGCAAAUAUCUGUAUGUGAAUUAUUUCUUCUGUUGAGGUCGUCUCUUCUUUGAAAAAAAAAAAAACAAAAACAAUUAUAACUCAUUAAUUAUAUUUCUUUACAUGAAUAUACAUAUGUAAUUGGUGAAAUCAGAAAGCACCAGUAUAACCUUCUCCACCAGAAUUUAGCAGCUAUGACUCCAAUAUAUGUUCAUACAAAUGUACGUGCUAUUAUAGAAAAAAUUUAAAUAGUUUACUUUAUAAAAUCUCUAUAAUGCAAAAUAAAAUAUUAUAUAUGUGUCACUGUGAUUGAACACAAUGUAAAUCUUUAUUAACCAAAAGGCUUGUAACGGCUCAGAGCAUAUUAAAGAGAUUAUGAUUACAUAAAAUCAUAACCUAUUCAUUGUCUAACUGGCCAAAUGAUGCGUCAUUUUCCAGCCUUAAUGUACUAAAACAGUAUUUACCUUUAAGUAAAUUUGGUGCAGAUGUCCUUGUUUUAUUUGUCUACAUAAAUAUACAUAAAUACACAUAUAUACAUAUAGAUAUAGAAUAAGCAAGUAAAUUCUCGUAUA
This is a messenger RNA of Bactrocera neohumeralis, 2612 nucleotides long. RefSeq lists its product as uncharacterized. The transcript has 5 exons. The record is from RefSeq and is a predicted model, not a curated record. Bases 188 to 1669 code for a protein of 493 amino acids. Lineage: Eukaryota; Metazoa; Arthropoda; Insecta; Diptera; Tephritidae.